AUGCCUCAAACGACAUUUGUCAGAUUGAUAUGUGUGGAGUUGAAGGAAGUCAUUGUCAAUCAUCCUGGAAAGAAGGAUGGUGAUGUCUGUGCCGACGACAGAGAGUGCAAGUCCGGAAUGCUUUGUGUCAACAGUGAGAACAACAGAAAGUGCAGAAAUGCAAAGUUCCUAAUGAAUGGCCAGAAGUGUAGAUUCAACUAUGAAUGUGUUGGAUCGUUGGUCUGUGAGGAUGUAUGUGUGCUCAAUGAUAAGAAGUGUAAUGUCCACCAGGACUGCCCCGUGAGCCAGUAUUGUAAGGAGAAUGUCUGUAUUGAGAAGUUGGGCAAGGACGACGCUUGUACCUUCCCAGAGGAUCUCUGCAAUCACCCAUACAUCUGUUCGGCCCAGGACUCCUCGACAUUGAUUGGCAAGUGUACCGAGAUGUUUGCCAAGGAGGCCGGUGACCUGUGUUUCUCCCAGUUUGGCGAGUGUAACAUGACCAAGGGAUACGUGUGCCCCGCCACCAACGGUCUGGUCAGCUCCUGUCUGCCCACCUCGUACACAGCCAAGCAGUGCUCAGGCGAGUCGUGUGAUCAGCUGUGGGGCUCGUGUGAGUGUCGCAUCGAUCAGUCCAACUCGACAUGCCAGCCCAGAUACAACCAGAACUAUCAGUGCCAGGACCUCUACGUGUCGUACCGCAAGUGUAUGACCGAGAACAACUGUGUCACUUCGUACGAGGACGACGUCACACUCAGAGGCGACGGCCAUCAGACCAAUCCCAAGUCAUGUGGCGUCCAGAAGUGUGCCCAAGAGAUGUCAUGCUACUACGCCAGCUGUCUGAGAAUGGAGUUCAAGUGUGGUCUGCCAUCGUGGUUGCCCGCCUGUCCAACCAACCUCACCACACCAAAGAUCAUCGCCGGUCCAACAGUGAUCCACACACCAAAGCCAGUGCCAACUGAGACACCAACAGUCAAUGUCACCGAAACUCCAACUCCAAAGAAUGAGACAUACGCUGCACCAGCCGACGAGUCAAUGGAUCAUGGCAAGAACACUGGUUUCUCCUUGGCUCCAUUCUCUGCUGCUGUUGUCGUCGUUGUCGCAUGCACACUAGCAAUCAGCACGGCAGUGUUCUAA
This is a messenger RNA of Acytostelium subglobosum LB1, 1113 nucleotides long. RefSeq lists its product as hypothetical. The transcript is spliced from 3 exons. Lineage: Eukaryota; Evosea; Eumycetozoa; Acytosteliales; Acytosteliaceae. The record is from RefSeq and is a predicted model, not a curated record. The coding region runs from base 1 to 1113 and encodes 370 amino acids.